This is a messenger RNA of Funneliformis mosseae, 137 nucleotides long. The record is from the annotation of a GenBank genome assembly. NCBI's taxonomy places the organism in Eukaryota, Fungi, Glomeromycota, Glomeromycetes, Glomerales, Glomeraceae.
GACGUGACAUUAGAGUUAGGAUUAGGAAGUUCAAAAAGAAAGGUUUGUUAGGAAAGCAGGCUGCAGAUCACACUGCCAAUAACUACGUAACAUUUUUAAUAAGUUGUAUAGAAUUAGAAUUAGUUCAUAAUAUUAAA